Molecule: messenger RNA, 2013 nt
Organism: Alligator mississippiensis (American alligator)
Lineage: Eukaryota; Metazoa; Chordata; Crocodylia; Alligatoridae
Gene: CPNE6
Product: copine 6
Exons: 17
Coding region: 78-1688 (536 amino acids)
Biological process (GO): cellular response to calcium ion
Cellular component (GO): plasma membrane
Molecular function (GO): calcium-dependent phospholipid binding
Source: RefSeq, a predicted model, not a curated record
GACGGGCCCUUAUCUGCGGCGGGGCCGGGGCCAGCGCAGCGCGGCGGUAGCGGGCAGCGGCAUCGGGCGUGGGCACCAUGACAGAUCCCAUCCAGUCCCAGCCAGUGGCACUGGGCGCCUCCCGGGUCGAGCUCCGUGUGUCCUGCCAGAACCUGCUGGACCCAGACGCCGAGGCCAAGCCAGAUGCCUUUGUGGUGCUGAAGAUGCUCACUGAGGGGCAGUGGGUUGAGGUGGAGCGCACAGAGGUGCUGGCCUCCAGUCUGGACCCCAUCUUUGCUCAUGUCUUCUCCUUGGACUACUUCUUUGAGGAGAUGCAGGCCCUGCUCUUUGAGGUCAUCAAUGAGGCUGAGUCCCAAGACAGUGGCCCCUUGGGGGUGGCUGAGUGCACCCUUGGCCAGAUAGUCUCCCAGAGGAACGUCACCCUGCCGCUGCUGCUGGACACGGGCGAGGCCGCUGGGAAAGCCUCCAUUGUGAUCGAGGUCGAAGAGGUCUCCAGCACCAAUGAGCUUGUGCGGCUGGAAUUCCGGGCUCUGAAGCUGGACAACAAGGACCUCUUCAGCAAAUCAGACCCUUUCCUGGAGAUCUACAAGGUGAACAGCAAUGAAUCGGAGGAGCUAGUGAAGAGGACAGAGGUGGUUUAUAACAACCUGAACCCCAGCUGGGAGCCCUUCCGCGUGUCCCUCCACUCCCUGUGUGGCUGCGACCCCGACAGGACCAUUAAGUGCAUGGUGUAUGACCACAACUCCAGUGGGAAGCACGACUACAUUGGGGAGUUCACCACCAGCUUCCGGGAGAUGCAGGAGGUGGCCGACGGCAAUGAGGUGCAGUGGGAAUGCAUCAACCCCAAGUACCGGGACAAGAAGAAGAACUACAAGAACUCCGGCCUCGUGGUGCUGGCCCAGUGCAAGCGGGAGAAGGUGCACACCUUCCUGGAGUACAUCAUGGGUGGCCUCCAAAUCUACUUCACGGUGGCUAUCGACUUCACAGCCUCCAACGGGGACCCACGGAGUGAGCACUCACUGCACUUCAUCAACCCGCGGGAGCCCAACGAGUACCUGCAGGCACUGUCGGCCGUGGGCCAGAUCUGCCAGGACUAUGACAGUGACAAGAAGUUCCCGGCAUUCGGUUUUGGGGCACAGAUCCCGCCGGACUACGAGGUCUCCCAUGAUUUUCCCAUCAACUUUGACCCUGAGAACCCUGAGUGCGACCGGAUCGCGGGCGUGAUCGAGGCCUACAAGCGCUGCCUACCCCAGAUCCAGCUGUAUGGCCCCACCAACGUGGCGCCCAUCAUCAACCGUGUCCUGGCACCUGCUGCUGAAGAGGGGAACGGGCAGCCCACGCGGUACCGGGUGCUGCUGGUGCUGACGGACGGGGCGCUGAGUGACAUGCCAGCGGCUCGGGAUGCAGUGGUGCGGGCCUCACGCCUGCCCGUCUCCAUCAUCAUCGUGGGUGUUGGCCGUGCCGACUUCAGCGACAUGCGUGAGCUGGACGGUGAGCACGGAACCCUGGAGUCCGGGCAGGGCCGCGCCGCUCGCGACAUCGUCCAGUUCGUGCCCUUCCGCGAUUUUAAGAAGAUGCCCCCGUCGGCCCUGGCCCGCUGUGUCCUGGCCGCCAUCCCACGUCAGGUGGUGGAGUACUACGGCAGCCGUGGCAUUGCCCCUGGGCCCCGCCGGCCCCGCCCCCAGUGAAGUGGCUCCACCCCCAUCCUGGUGCCGCCGCCACCGACCUGCUGAGAUCCACACGCCCCACCCCUGCCUGGGGGGAGGGGCCCCCACCCCAGGGACCCCCCGACGCAGGCGAAGGGGGGCAGUGCCCAGCCCCCGACUGCUCCCACAGGGGGGGCGACCCCCUGGGGAUCCCUCCACAGCACACCCGCACGCCCCUCCCUGACCUUUGACCCUAACUCCAGCCUCCCUCCCCUGCACUUAUAUCUGUCCCCAAAGGGGAUCUCUCCUGAAUCCUGGCUCCUGUCCCCCAGCUCUCCAAUAAAGCAGUCCCCACAGUUACAGCUUG